This is a messenger RNA of Maudiozyma barnettii, 2808 nucleotides long. It is a transcript of the gene SBE22, whose product is annotated as Sbe22p. The record is from RefSeq and is a predicted model, not a curated record. NCBI's taxonomy places the organism in Eukaryota, Fungi, Ascomycota, Saccharomycetes, Saccharomycetales, Saccharomycetaceae. The coding region runs from base 1 to 2808 and encodes 935 amino acids. Gene Ontology annotation, biological process: fungal-type cell wall organization. The transcript has a single exon.
AUGCCUGUCAAUACUGCUACAGUUCAUGGAGAUAAUCCUAUGCCAAUGAAGAAUUUUAAUUUAAAAGUUAAUAGAAAUAGCAAUAAUAAUAAUAGUUCAUACUAUAAUGAUUCUAAUCUAGUAACCAAAACUAGAACAAAAAGUAUUGGAUCAAAUACUUCUUCGUCAAAUAGUAAUAAGAUGGUAGGUCUUGGUAUAGCGAGAAGACCAAGUGACAAUUUAUUGCUAAAAUAUAGUAAUAGCGCAAAUAAUAAUAAUACAAAUAAUUUACCUCCAUCAUCAUCACCUCCUAAUACUUUUUCAAAUAAAUCAAAGAGUAGAAAUACUAAUUUAAUGAAACAAAAUGAUAACGGUAAUAAUAAUAUACCUGAAAAAGAUGAAAAAGAACAUGAACAUGAGGAACAACAUCAUUAUGAUGAUGUUAUGAUACCGCCUCCAAAGAAACAUUUUAGUCUGAAAAAUGAUAGACCAAUAUCUAAUGAUUCUAUCUCUACAAAGGCCUCUGAAUUAUUCUCAUCACCUUCGUCUGAUUUAAAUUCAAGAAAUUCAUCAAUAGAAAAUGAUAGCGAUAUCGAUAAUAAUUCUAAUCAUUUGAAAUUAAGUACUACUAAUAAUAAUAAUACAAGUAGUUUAAUGGAAGAGAGUAUAAUAUCCGAAGGUAAUUCUACUCUAAUAUUGAACAGUAGUGAGGGGACUGAACAACAACAACAACAACAACAACAGCAUUUUGAUCAACAAACACCUAUAAAUACUCAUACUGUUUUAGAAAGUAUUAAUACACCUGCAUCACAAAGUAGUCAGCGUUACUUAUAUAGUAGCAAUAAUGGCAACAACAACAACAUCAAUCAUAAUAAAUUCAAUACUACUAAUGGUAGCACACCAAACUUUAAACAUAUUCCUAAUAACAGAAACCAUACUACUACAAACCUUUCAAACGGUAAUAAUUCUAGUGGUAAUAAUACCAACGGAUUCUAUAAACCUUCCCUGUAUGGUCAUUCAAACAGUACUACAGCUAUUUUAGCUAACAAGGCUCCACUGACAGCCUCUCAACGUUAUAGAUUAAGAAAAGAACAAAAUGAAACUUCAAUAAGAAACACGAUAAAAGAGAAAGAAAAAUUUUACGAUGAACAAAAUGGUAUCCUUGAAUUACAAGAAGGUGAUAUUGAUGAUUCAUUAAUAUGGAACAUCCCAAUGGCCUCAUUUUCUACUAGUUCCUUCCUGAAUACAUCCUCGGGAAAGCAUCACAAUGGGAAACAUAGAUCAUUAGCUAAUAAACAGGUAGUGGAUUUAAAUACUAACUCUUCGACAUCCACAAUCACUGUCAACAACAAUAACAACAUUAAUAAUGGUCCAGUAGGGAACACUGCAGUCCUUCAUCACAAUUCAUCAAAGUCAGCUCCUAUAAAUAAUGUCAAACAACUAGGUCACAACCAUAGAUUUGCAAAUUCAAGAAAGGCUGCUGUUAGUAUGCCAAUGUUAGAUUUCCAUGAUAUGCCGACGUCGCCAAUCCCCGGUAUCAAUGGAAUAUCAGAUUUACAAUAUAUCCAAGAGACGACUAAGAAUUUAUCCUCAGUUUAUAUCCAAUCACAAAAUAGGUUGUCAAAAUCAAAACUAUCUCAAAGAACUCAAUCUGCUGACUUUUUACCUCUUGAUUUGAAAGCCGCUAGCGAACAAGGCAUGGAAUCCUUACUGUUAGUCUCUGAAGAUAAAUUAGAGGCUGUGAGUAAUUCAAGACCAAGUUGGCUACCUCCAAAGAAUCCCGAGGAGAAAAAACUACACGAAUACGAGAUUUCUAAAAGCAUAAGUAUGGCAUCCAUUGAACAAUUAGAUAAAAAUAAAAAUAGAGACGUACGUAAAAUCAAUGAUGAAACAAAUAGAGCUAAAUUGAUAUUGUUAUUGGAUCGUGACAUAACUCGUAAUUCCUCAUUGACGAGCCUUAAGAAAAUCGUGUGGGAGACAUCCUUUUCUACGGAAAGCAGAGGUCAAAUAUAUGAUGAAGUCUUACAAAGUAAAGAUAGAAUCAUAUCUAAACAUUAUAUGGAAUCGUUUGAUGAACUAUCUAAACUUUUAAACACAAUGGAUUUCCCAAAGGGUAAAGAAAUUGAAAUUGAACAAUUGAUUAAAAAUGAUAUAUUAAACAAAAGGUGUGGACAGGAGACGCAGGAAGUUUCUAAAAACUUAAUGUUAAUGUUGAAAUUAAGAGCAGUAUCUUCUCAAGGUCUCAUUCCAGGUGAUGCUUUAUUAUUCCAUCAUUUCUUAAUCGAUGGUUCGUUCAGUUCCCUUAGGGAGGUAUGGGAAAUGGUUAAUUUACUUCAAAUGACCUGUUUCAGUGAUAUUUGUAAAAACAAAUAUGACUCCAAGAUACUUCAAUCUCGUGGAGUUGUUGCCAAUUAUUUAUUAAAGACAGACGACUUCAAAUAUGAAUUCAAUUCAUCCUGUUUGAAUUCUACUACAUGGUGGAACAUUUUGGAAAGAAUUGACCAUGAAUUAUUCAUGUGGACAAUGGAUACGAUUGUUGUAGCAAAUGCUCAAAGUUUUAAGAACUAUCCAAUAAAAAAACAAGAUUACGAAGAUAAAGAUUGGGAGACAUAUUGUAGCAAGAAAGUUGUUGUUAAUUACAAAAUCUUACUUGCGUUCGCAUUGAAUGUUUUAUUAAACUAUCAUUUUGGUUUCAAUGAUCUAAAUGAAUUAGCAAUAUUGGAUGACCAAGGAUUUUCUAUUCCAAUUCCUAUGGAAGAAUUAUUGGACUGUACCGAAGUCAAUGGGAUGUUUAUAAGGAAGUGGUUGCAUUAUUACAAAAGAUUCUGA